AUAUAUCUAACUAGAUGCUGGGAUUUACAUUAUAGUUGUUUCCCAUUCGGUUUUGUCGUUAAAACAUUUAAAGGUGGGCUCUCCUUGGCUAGCAUUACGUUAUUAGCAUAUGCUAACUAUGUUGUCUGUGCUGGUUACCGUUUUUUUUUUAAAUAAUAUAACUAUUAUUUGUGUGUGGUAAAUGUUUAUCCCUAAAAUCGAUGUACUGUUAUGUAUUCGUGAGCCCAUGCUAUGCUACUAUGCUAACAAGUCUAAUGUAACCCUGUUUCUCAAUUUUAGGCUAACGUCAUUGAAUAUUAUAUUUCAAACACAUGUUUUCAGCGUGUAUUCAUAACCUCAUAAAAGCCAUGCUUUAGUUCUGGAAGAAUGCUCGACCAAGAUGGAUGCCUGUAGGAAAACAACCUGGAAGCAAACAGGCAGCGCCUUCGAGGAACUCAAACGGAAAAAGCUUUCAAUUACUCUUUAUACAUGGUGGAUGCAGCCCUCUUGAUUCCUGGACGGAUCUCCCAGGUCAAGAAGGCGCUGCAGGUGCUUUUUCCGAGGGUACCGAAACGCACCACAAAGGUGAUGUGGACGGCGCAUGAUGGACAAUAACGAGGUGAGGAAAGCCUACCAAGGAAAGAAGCCCGUUGCGGAUGACAUUGUGGAUGAAUAUUUAAUCACUCUCCAGCACAAGAACAGGAUCCUGAGCCGCCUCAAAGCCAAAGGCCCCAGGGAGAUAGAGCUGGAAAGGCUUGAGCAAGGCUUUUCUCUUUAUUUUAAUGGCGCCAAUGCGGACUCUUGCACGAGGCCACGCAAGAGCUCCAAGCACAACAAGCCUGUUUGGAGGACCGCACGUACAGCAGCAGAUGUCUCUCAAAGCGCCUACCAGCUGAGUGAAGAUAGUCAUUUGGAGGACGGCCACAAGCAGAGGAGCCACACAGCCCCAGGAAAGGUCCAGAGGAAAGAAUGGGUGCAGGAUUCUAUCAGAAUCCGAACAGAGGAUGGACAGAGUUUGAAGAUAUGCCCAGAAAAACGUUACUCUGAUGAUUUUGAGCCCUACGAGAGCAUAGACAUGGAGAGCUCCGGCCCACGCUCGCCUCGGACUCCGUGCUCGCCGAGGGACACCUGUAAGCAUCAUUUGCGUUGCCUCGGUUCCAGGCCCGAGAGCCAAGGAGGACAAGCAAAUCAGGAACACAACGAGAAGGUUCUUCUCAACCUUGAGGAAGUAAAGGUUUUAAGACGCAGCUUGGAAAACAACAUGAGGCGCAGCAGCCGCGGCUCGGCAGGGGAGGAGUCAGACGAAGAGUGGGUGGAGGAGCAAAUUGAGCGGGAGGAGAGCACGGAAAGUCUAGACGAACUGGGGCUUCCCGUGUCAUCCUCCAAGUCUUCCUCUGACGCACGGCCCAGCACUUCCCAUAGCCAUUUAGAGCCGGCCGACCUGAUUGUGCUUGACUUUGGACCUGCACCUAAAGGUCGUAAGCUUGAGCGUUCAUUGUCUGCAAAGAGGAAGGAAAAGAGUGACUCCUUCGUACCUUGUAAGCCAAUGUUGGUGAAGAGCAAAACCUUGGAUAGACCGCCUUCCAGCUGGGAAAGUACAGGACCUACAAGUCAAACGGAGAGGGAGAGGCCUCCGUCAGCAGCCAGGAGGGCUUACACCGAGGAGGAAAACCCUGAUGAGGUCCAAGCCAUCCAGAGAGAAAACAAAAGUCCUGAGCUCUUCCCUCACAACAUGGGCAGAGGGCACCAGAUGAUGAACGGCUUAGUGCAGCGCAGCAGCAACGACCGAGAGGAUGGCAGUGUCACUCUGGCCAUGCAGAGAAUCAACCUCAUGGGCUCCAGGGAGCAGCACAAACUGCUCAAAGCCUUGGAGGAGCUGGAAGCUGCACCCUCCUUCAACAUUCCUCAGGGUUUCAAAACAGACCGCAGCAAAACGCCGCCGAGGCGCUCCCAGGAGGUCACCCCUGCUCUGUACAUCACCAUGGAGAUUCUGUCCAACUGGGGCCACCAACUGCAGGUCGGUCUGACCGAGUUGCAGUUUUUCGGCCCCGCCAACAAGAAGCUGUACGUGUCGCCUCAUGACCUCGACAUCAGGAACGCAGACUAUCCUGGCAAUCUGGCGGCACUCAUCAAUGGCAAGGCGAAGACGACGAAGGAGCGCCACAUGUGGACGUGUCCCUUCCACCCUCCCGUCCAGCUCUACUUCAUCAUCCGUAACAUGGAGCGCUCGGCAGAUUUUGGAGUAUCUCGCAUCAAAAUCUGGAACUACAACAGAAGCCUCAACGAACUCGACAUCGGUGCACGUCAUAUAAAACUGUACCUGAACAGCACGCUGGUCUUUGAGGGCGAAUUGGAGAGGGGCUGCGGCAACCAAGUCUUUGACUACAGCACCACAAUUGAGCUCCAGGAUUUCCAGGCUUCAGACUCUUUGUUUUCCAGCCCUUCAUCUUCAGGACACAAUCUACGUGGGGCCACCCCCCAGCGGCAUGACGACGACGACGACGAUGAUGAUGAUGAAGGCAGCAGCACGCACCAGCACCACAUUUCAGCCCUGCCGACAUCAGAUGCAUCAAACCCAGCGAUGAUGGACGCGCAGGAAGGUCCGCACAUGCCUCUUCCGCCCAUUUCUAGUCGGCGCUCCUCCGCACAAAGGAACUCUUUUGACGUCUUCGCCUCAGAGGAGCGCCCCCCUCACAGGCAGCAGACCGACCACUCGGCCCCCGUGGCGCAGACGGUCACCAUGCAGCCGUCGUCCUCUCGAAUGACCCCACAGUGGCUGCAGCCGUUGAAGAGAGCUGCUCCCGAGGGCUGCGAGGCCAGCAGAGAAAAGCCACGAUGGCUGGUGCCUCAGCAACCCGCAGAACCCAAAUCUCCAUCGUCGUCGUCGUCGUCCUCGUCAUUGCUCCCGGAGUUGGCUUGCAACCCGGGACGGGUGUGCAGGGGAGCGGAGAGGGCGGCAAACGGAGCUCAGUGGAAAGCGGAUUCUUUGGACACGGGUUGCGACCUGCUGGAGGAGCUCGGGGAACCAAAGCAGGAGCGGCCCUUCAGUGGGCGAAGGAGCUCUUUGCGAAGCAGCAGGCCGAUGGAGGAGCAACACAUAAAAGCUGCUGUUGUGUCAAACACAGAGGCGGCAAUCAGCACCAGCAGGAGGCAGCGCACCCCCAGGCCCCUUCUGCACAGCCACCAGGAUGACAGCCUCAUGGAGUCCUGGGACUCCCUCACCAAGUUCAACCAGUGCCAGCGUGGUCGCAUCUCCAACACGGGCUUCGAGGGAGACAUCUUUGACGACUUCCAGCAGCAACACAACCGCAGCCCCGCUGCGGACCCCAUCAGCUCCUCCACCGCCUCUGCGCGCCCCGCUUCCUCCUCCUCGGCUGCCCGGGAGCUCCCAUGUGAGAUCCCUGACGGAGAUUCCCUCAUGGAGGCGGAGGAAGAGUUUGAGAUCCCCGUGCUUCCCAAAGGACAACAAUUGGUCAUUAACAUCGUGUCCACCUGGGGGGACCGCCACUAUGUUGGCCUCAACGGCCUGGAGGUCUUCAGCUCCAGCGGAGAGCCUCUCCAGCCUGCCCACAUCACCGCCGACCCCCCGGACAUCAACGUACUCCCGGCUUACGGCAAGGACCCCCGCGUGGUCACCAACUUGAUCGACGGCGUCAAUCGCACGCAGGACGACAUGCACCUCUGGCUGGCCCCGUUCACACCCGGGCGUAGCCACGUGCUCUUCCUGGACUUCGGACAUUCCUACCAGGUCGCCAUGAUCCGUGUGUGGAACUACAACAAGUCGCGCAUCCACUCAUUCCGAGGGGUGAAGGAGGUGGAGAUGCUGCUGGAUGGGCGAUGUAUCUUCAGGGGCGAGAUCGCGAAAGCUUCUGGGACGCUCUCUGGAGGAUUGGAUCAAUUUGGAGACACAAUUUUAUUCACGACUGAUGACGAGAUCCUGGAGGCAAUGUCCCGUUUUGAUGAAACCUUCCUCAGUGAAAACGAAGGCUUGAAAAAUCCGGUGUACGAGGAGGAGCUGCAGAGACCGCGCACCGCAGAUGGAGAAGGAGAAGAAAGACCUUUCACACAGGCUGGCUUUAGAGAGGAGGACCUUGCCCUGAAACUUCAUCUCAACGCCACCGUCAGUCAGUCUGAGAACACGGAGCAGAUUCCUGGGAUGUACACUGGAAAGUGCCUUCGCCUGGAGUUCACGUCGACGUGGGGCGACUCUCACUACAUGGGUAUUACGGGACUGGAGGUGGUGGGAAAGGAUGGAGAGGGUUUACCUUUGGACCUCGGUAUCAUGGCCGCCUCACCCAGGGACCUCAACGACCUGCCUGAAUACGGACAUGACUUGCGUACCCUUGAUAAGAUGAUUGACGGCCACAACAUCACCACCGAUGACCAUCACAUGUGGCUGAUCCCUUUCUCCUACGGAGAGUCCCACACCAUGACCAUCACCUUCCCGCAUCCCCAAACCAUCGCCGGGCUCCGCAUUUGGAACUAUAACAAAUCCCCCGAGGACUCGUAUCGAGGGGUGAAAGUGGUCCAUCUGAUCAUGGAUGAUGUGGCCAUCUCCCCGGUGGAGGGCUUCCUGAUCAGGAAAGGACCAGGUAACUGUCACUUUGACUUUGCUCAAGAGAUCCUCUUCGUGGACUACAUCCAGACGCCCCCAGACGGCAAGAACGCGGAAGAGUACCCCAACAGACGAAGCGCUAAGAGAGCAGAACGAGCCAGCAUGGAUUAUGAAGCUCCCAUCAUGCCUUGCGGUUUCAUCUUUCAGCUGCAGCUGUUGACCACCUGGGGAGACCCUUACUACAUCGGCCUCAAUGGGGUGGAGUUCUACAACCAGAACCAUGAGAAGAUCAACCUCAGUGACAACAACAUUGCAGCCUUCCCAGAUAGCGUCAAUGUGCUGGACAACGUGAGCGGCGACGUGAGGACUCCAGAUAAAUUAAUAGACGGCAUCAACAGCGCACAAGAUGGCCGACACACCUGGUUGGCUCCUGUGCUGCCUGGACUGGUAAACCGCGUGUAUGUCAUCUUCGACCAACCGGUGACCGUGUCCAUGAUUAAACUGUGGAACUACUCCAAAACCCCACAGAGGGGGGUUAAAGAAUUCGGGCUGCUAGUGGACGACCUCCUGGUCUACAACGGCAUCUUGGACAGCGUCAGCCACGUCAGCCACGGCAUUCUGCCCACGUGCGACGUCAUGGUGCCGUACCACACCAUCCUCUUCACCGACAACGCUUACAUUGCACACCGCGAGAGGAACACCGUCAUCAGCCCCCAUGGCAGCAGACACGUCCAGCAUAAUUACGUGGAGGACCAGGAUGUGAAGAUGACUAACGAGAACCAGAUAGUUCAUCAUAACAAGAGGAAGCAGACAGCAGACCCAGCUCUUCGACCUAAAACCUGCAUGACCGACGUCGGCAAACACGGACAGAGGCGGUACUAACAGAUGUCACAUGUCGCCCCCAUAAACGAAGACUCCAACGCGGCGACGUGCACGUUGACGUGGACACCAUUUUUGCACCGAUCACAACGGGUUUGCUUUGCACACGCAUCCAAUAUUCUAUAUUCCACUUUAUGGUUGGAGAACUCCCGCGUACAUUUUUAGUCUCUCCCGGAGUGCCAGGCAAAAUAAACCAGUCAGGCUGCAUUCCGCCAGCCUUAUUACCCGUGCCUGUUUACUUAUCUCAAACUGCUAAUUGACACCGUGCUGCACAUAUUUGCUGCCUGUGGCGUGUAAAUACAUCCAUAUCAUAACUACUAUAAUAAUAAUAAUAAUAAUAAUGUUGAUUAUGAAUCCACCGAUAACCAAAUGCAAGGCUAUGCAGACACUUCUUUCUAGCUACGAACAAGCAGGGACGCGCUUAUGUUUUAUCUUGUCGUUCAAAGUACGUGUUUGACUCCGCUAAAGUAGCUCUGUAGUAUAAAUAAAAUCUUAGCUUUAGCUUAGCCGUUCUAACUCCAAGUGACCUUUUUUUUUAGUCAAGUUUAGCAACGUCAGCAAUUUGGUUACAAGAUUUCCCACCAGAAAGGCGACUUCUAAUAUGCAGAAACUUGACCUCAAGUUGACCUCCACAUUUUGAUCAUUCCUGCAAAACAUUUCAAUAGGGAUGUCGGAUAUUGGCUUAUGACAUAUGUCACAUGACACAUGACAUAUAUCUCCCGUAAUGGAAUGAACACAUUUUUUUAAUAUCGGUUUUCAUGAUUGGCGGCCAUUUUUAUGCUGAUAAUUAUCAGACAUCCCUACAUUUUGAAGGAAUAUUUACUCGUUGCAUGCACAAAAACUCUCACUAGCUGUAUUCAUUCUCUUAAAACACCACAAACUUAGUAAAUAAAUCAUCCUCUACACUCCUUGUACUGUAUUUCAAGUGUAUUUUCACUAUAUUAACAACAUUAAUCAGCAUGAUAGGGAUGGGAAAAAAAAUAAAAAAAAAUUAUUUUUCUAAUCUUGUUUAAACCUGUACAUGAAAUCUAGGCUUAUUUGAACAUGGACAAAUAAAAUAUGUCUAUCUAUGAA
This is a messenger RNA of Doryrhamphus excisus (bluestripe pipefish), 6487 nucleotides long. NCBI's taxonomy places the organism in Eukaryota, Metazoa, Chordata, Actinopteri, Syngnathiformes, Syngnathidae. The record is from RefSeq and is a predicted model, not a curated record.